GCGGCUUUUAAAAAGAUGGUGUUUUAUAUUUUAUUUGUAUGGACUAUACGGUUUUAACUUUUAGAAUUUUUGUAUAUCUGUGGUUUUAGUGUGAAUAUUUUUUAACGAAAGGCGUAGUUUUUGUGACGCACAGUAAGCACCCUUUUUCUAGGUCUUUAUUGUCAUCUUUGGUCGGUGUAUCGAGUGUAUUCCUCAUUCUUAUGAAAGAUUCUUCUGUUUAUUUGUAAUUCUGGGUAUUUAUAACAUAAGAAGUCCUUCUUGGUGUACAAGUCCUGGGCUGUCAUCAAACUGAAGUUGAAUUUUUAAGACCUAAUUUCAAAUUGAAAAUGAAAAGAUGAACACAAGACGACGAUCUUGUUUUUCUCCACGUCCAGACGUUAAAUCCUCAGACUUCGAGUUUGACCGGGGAAAUACCACCGAAUCUCCGAUUUCUCCUUUCUGUUCUAGUUACACCUGCCGCUCAACAAAAUUUGAUAAUGAUUCUGUCCGAAAAAAUAGUCAUGACAAUAUGAGUAGCCUAACUAACUCGAGCGUAGCCGAGCAUACUGAUAACUGUAGAAAAUCAGGACAGAGAACUUUGAGACAGCGAUCUGCUUCAGGUACACCUUCUGAAUCAUCAUGCGCUGCUGAAGUAAAAUUAUCAUCUGUCUCCAUAAAACCUCGAGGACUCAUGAACCGACGAUUACGGAGACCAUCAAAAGUGAUUCCAAUUUGUGGUCUGUGUUUGGGCACAUCGGAAUUAAACAACAAAACUAAAGUUCCAGAGGAAAUGAUUGCCUGUUGGGAAUGUGGUCAAUCAGGUGGGUAAAAAAUUAUCCAUUUUGUACUACAUUUAUGUUACAUGUAUAAUGUCUGAGUUCUCUUUAAUAAUAAGUUUACUCUUUGCU
Heterobilharzia americana is the source of this 887-nucleotide messenger RNA. Lineage: Eukaryota; Metazoa; Platyhelminthes; Trematoda; Strigeidida; Schistosomatidae. The record is from the annotation of a GenBank genome assembly.